UGGGAGAAAUUUACUGAGCCUGCUGAAUGAUGAGCAAUCAUACCACAGUGAGCACAUUCCUUCUGUGGGGCUUUUCCAGUUUCCCAGACUUGCGGGGUCUCCUCUUUGUGAUGAUUUUCUUCUCCCAUGGGAUCAUCCUGACUGCAAAUGUGUCCAUAAUGGUGGCCGUCAAGCUCAGCCACAACCUUCACACCCCCAUGUACUUUUUCCUCUGUGGCCUGUCCUUUUCUGAAACCUGUAGCACUAUGGCAAUCAUCCCCCGCAUGUUAGUGGACUUGCUAUCCGACAGCAAGACCAUUUCUCUUCCUGAGUGUGCCACGCAGAUGUUUGUCUUCUUCGGCUUGGCAGCCAAUAACUGCUUCAUCAUGGCUGCCAUGUCCUAUGACCGUUACACUGCCAUUCACAAGCCACUGCACUACCCCAUCUUGAUGACCCAUAAGAUCUGCUUUCAGUUCAUCACGGCCUCUUGGAUGGUUGGCUUCCUGGUUUCUCUGGGCAUCGUCAUUGUUGUAUUCAGCUUGUCUUUCUGUGACUCCAACAUCAUCCAGCACUUCUUCUGUGAUAUCUCACCUGUGGUCUCCCUUGCCUGUGACUACACCUCACGUCACGAAAUGGUUAUUUUUGGGCUCUCUGCCUUCGUGUUGGUGGGCAGCUGUGUCUUCAUCGUGAUGUCCUAUGUCUUCAUUGUGUCCACAGUUGUGAAGAUGCCCUCUGCCAAGGGGAGGUAUAAGGCCUUCUCCACUUGCUCCUCCCACCUCACUGUGGUGUGCAUACACUAUGGAUUUGCUGGCUUUGUCUACCUGAGGCCCAAGGACAGGGACUCGUUCUGCGAGGACAUGCUGAUGGCUGUCACCUAUACAGUGCUGACACCUCUGCUUAACCCCAUCGUUUACAGUCUCAGAAACAAAGAAAUGCAGACGGCCCUAAGGAAGGUACUAGGCAAGACAGGUUCAUCCCUCAGAGGGUGA
Molecule: messenger RNA, 968 nt
Organism: Ailuropoda melanoleuca (giant panda)
Lineage: Eukaryota; Metazoa; Chordata; Mammalia; Carnivora; Ursidae
Product: olfactory receptor 10R2
Exons: 1
Coding region: 27-968 (313 amino acids)
Biological process (GO): G protein-coupled receptor signaling pathway
Cellular component (GO): membrane
Molecular function (GO): G protein-coupled receptor activity; olfactory receptor activity
Source: RefSeq, a predicted model, not a curated record